Messenger RNA from Limulus polyphemus (Atlantic horseshoe crab), 1416 nucleotides. Its product is annotated as proclotting enzyme-like. The coding region runs from base 243 to 1115 and encodes 290 amino acids. Gene Ontology annotation, molecular function: serine-type endopeptidase activity. Lineage: Eukaryota; Metazoa; Arthropoda; Merostomata; Xiphosura; Limulidae. Gene Ontology annotation, biological process: proteolysis. The record is from RefSeq and is a predicted model, not a curated record. The transcript is spliced from 8 exons.
AUAUUGAUUCUCCCGAAUUCGAAAUUACUAGAGUUGCUGCAGUAUUCUGGGAAAAGUAUAUUAGAGCCUAGUACUUAAGAAAGGUUCAGAUUAAAUAUUCGAGUGGAAGAUCUAAGAGAAAUAAUACGUGAUUAGAAGGACGACCAAUUUCUUAAAAUAACUUGUUAUAUUGUUGUAGUGUAUAGAAUCGAUUGUCCCACAUUACAAAAACAUCUUGCUGUGGAAGGACAAAGUAUUUAGAAAUGGGUAGAAUGAGCAUCCGCUUGAUAUUGGUUUUAGUAGCAUUCGUUUACGCAAACGCUAGCAAUAACCGAGUAUGUGGAGAAAAAAAAAUCCCUGAUUCAUUCAUUAAUGAAUUUAAAGAAGCUCGUGGGGCGAUUAUACAGAACUGGCCUUGGACGGCUGCUCUCUUCACUCGCGUGAAAGAUAAUCCCAGUCGGUAUAUAUGUGGUGCAACGUUAAUUACUUCUCGUCAUCUCCUUACUGCUGCUGUAUGUGUGGAUAGGGGAACGCCGACGAAUUUUACGGUACUACUUGGACAAGAUAAUAUAAAACUUCAUGGUUCGAAAAGGCAGGAACUCGCUGUUGAGUCGUUUAAAAUACAUGAGCAUCACAAACAUGGAUCAUUUGAGAAUGAUUUAGCCAUCCUGAAGCUAGAAAGACCAGUUGAGUAUUCUGAGAGUAUCAGUCCAGUCUGCCUACCCUACAACCUUUUAAAGAGGAACAUUGGAGCUAAGACAGCCUUUGUAACAGGAUGGGGUCAAACGACACUAGAGGGAGAAACUAGCGAAAAUAUGUUGGUCCUUCAAGUACCCAUCUGGAAUCAAAAGGAUUGUCAAGACAAAUAUGAAAGAUUAGCUGUGACUAUUAACAAAACAAUGCUUUGUGCUGGUCGUCCUGAAGGAGGAACUGAUGCUUGUGCCAAAGACUGUUGCAGCAUUUGUUCGUGCCUCCGAUACGACGGUUUUUCAGGUAGCCCAUUAGUACUUCUUGAGGAAGAUAAAUUUAGUGUAGUUGGCUUAUUGUCCUUCGGGUAUAGCUGUGGAAAACAGAUCCCUACUGUGUACACAAGAAUCACUGAGUACCUCGACUGGAUUGAAAUCAAUCAACAAUGAAGAAUGUUUCUUCACUCUUUCUGUGUUGCAUGAGGAUGUGGCAACAUGAUUUUAUAUAAUGAUUUUUAGAAUGUUUCUGUUGUUUUUCAGCAACAUUUUCAAGAUGGAGAUAAAUUAAUCCUCUUUUAUUUUAAGUGUUUAAGCUUUGAGCUCCGGUUUAGGAAAGAAAUGUAAAGCAAUUUAAUGUUGCACAUUUUCAAAAGACAGCAUUUUGUAUUUUUGUCUUUAAUCAGAGAGAUCAGGCAUGAUUACUAAAACGUGGUUAUGACCUUAAUAAAUUCAAAUGGAUUGCAAUGAUAAA